Suillus subalutaceus is the source of this 162-nucleotide messenger RNA. RefSeq lists its product as uncharacterized. The transcript has a single exon. The record is from RefSeq and is a predicted model, not a curated record. The annotation marks the transcript as partial. Lineage: Eukaryota; Fungi; Basidiomycota; Agaricomycetes; Boletales; Suillaceae.
AUCAGUCGCGACGUCAAACUCGCUGCCGUCAAUCUCUACGAGCGUCAACACCUUUCUCUUCAGGACAUUCUCGCUUGUGUUGGACAACUUGGAUUCUCGGAAAGUACUUUCUGGCGUGUCCUUAAACUUUGGCGCAAGACAGGCAACGUUGUUAGCCCCACC